This is a messenger RNA of Morchella sextelata, 6759 nucleotides long. RefSeq lists its product as uncharacterized. Gene Ontology annotation, biological process: protein import into nucleus; mRNA export from nucleus. The transcript has 7 exons. The record is from RefSeq and is a predicted model, not a curated record. NCBI's taxonomy places the organism in Eukaryota, Fungi, Ascomycota, Pezizomycetes, Pezizales, Morchellaceae. Gene Ontology annotation, cellular component: nuclear pore. Gene Ontology annotation, molecular function: structural constituent of nuclear pore. The coding region runs from base 1 to 6759 and encodes 2252 amino acids.
AUGGCGUCCGCCGACGUUCUGUCUCCGUCUCCCGGAGGUGGCGCGAUCGACGUGUCUCGCCUUGCAAACUUCCUCUCGUUGCCCGAGGACGUCGUAUCUUCAUUUGCUAGCAACACAGAAGAUUACAUUACCUCCGUACUCAGAUCACUCGACGAGAAGUCACGGCAACAUGACAAUCUUCGCGCCGACGCUCUGCGUAUUGAAGUCGAGUUAGAACAGGCUGUGAGAACGGCCGAUAGUAGGGUCAAGGCUAUGAAAACCCAACUGGAUUCAAGUUUGGCCGAAACUCAGGAUCUCAGAGCGAAACUCAAUGCUUCAGAGUCUACACGCAUUUCAAUAGAAACAGAGUUCUCGGCUUAUAAAUCCUCGAGGUCAGACGUCGAUGAAGAGGUCCGUGUUCUCAAAAUACGUGUUCAGUCUCUCGAGUCCGACAAACGGGACACCCUGGACGCUCUUGACCGCAAGUCAACCGAUUAUGACCGUCUUCAGGAUGAAUACGCUGCUGCGCAAUCUAAGGCAAUUGAAACCCGCCGCGAAGCUAGCGCUCUCGAAACUCAAUUGCAGCAGGCGCAAUCCGCGCAAACAACUGCAAAAUUCAGGGAGCAGAGCCUCGCCCAGGAAGUUGAAUUGCUUAAGAAAAACAAUGAAUGGCUCGAUGGCGAACUUAAGACUAAGGUUAGCGAAUUCCAGAAGUUCCGGAAGGAGAAGGCUGCGCAGGUAGCCACUCUUCAGCGGGAACUGGACGAUGCUUUAGCUUCUGAUAAUAGCACCAAACGCAGCAUGGAAAUAUUGAAACAACGAUUCGAGGAGGUUAGCAAGAAGGCUCAGGAUGCUUUAGCCAAGGUGCAGGAACUUCAAAAUCAAGAAUUACAGCGCGAGGAGAGCUUUAGCAACGAAAUGAAUUCACAGAAGAGGCUUGCUGAGCUCUUUGAACAAUCCAACAAAAAGGCUAGAGCUAGAAUCGCCGAAUUGGAGCAAAUUAUCGAGCAGGGGCAUGAGCAGGAUAGUAUCGAACUUGGUCGUGCCCGUGCAGAGGCGGAAACCGAGCAAACCGAGCGACAUGCUGCCGAGAGAAGAGUUGCUGAGUUGGAAGUACAGGUGGAGCGAUUGGAGGCUGAGCUUUCGACCUAUGCUGCCGGUGGCUUUAUCGUUGAUAAUGGUGCUGGUUCUCGUCGUGGAAGUAUGAAUGGAAGCCAAACGCCUACUCGUCGUCCCGGAUCUGCCAUGGGUACUCCUGGUGGCCUUGGUUCCCCAGCUGCUGCAAGACUUCAAAAAUCAGGACUUUCUAUUACCCAGCUUUACUCUGAUUACACUGCCAUGAAGGCUAGCUUUGAAGCGGAGAAGAGGAGGAAUUCAAAGUUGGAGGAGGCUAUAAAUGACUUGAUGCAAGAUUUAGAACAUAAAGCUCCGGAGAUCCAGGAGCUUAGAGAGGAACAUGAUAGGCUUCAGAAGGAUCUAGUUGAGAUGAGUUUGUUAUGUGAGGAUGCAGCAAAGGAGAAGGAUAAGACAAAGAAGGAGGCUAGGCGGUUAGAGGCUAAGAUUGCAGAGCACGAACGGGAAAGUACUGUUCUCCGUCAACAACUUCGCGAUCUCAGUAGCCAAGUCCAGGUCCUUCUUGUUGAGAUCGAGCACCGGGAUUCUGGUGCUGACCCACUUACGGUCGCGCAGAAUCGGGUAUUUGAGCAGAUUGUCAGCGGGGAAAUGGCAGAAGGAAGUGACACGGAUACAGAUAGAUUGAUCUCACAGAGACUGACCGUAUUCCGAGGUGUGAGGGAAUUACAGGAGCAGAACGAGCAUCUUCUCAAGGGUAUCCGGGAACUGGGCCAAAAGAUGGAGAGAGAGGAAGAGCAGCGAAGGCAGAACGAGGCGGGUAAAGAAGGACAGGAGAUCGCUCAUCUCAAGAGUGUGGUAGAGAGACUAAAGGACGAACUUAAGACUCUUGGCACUAAAGCUCAGUCAUUCCUCCGUGAACGUGACAUGUUUAGACGCAUGCUACAGAAUAGAGAAGGCCCCGUUCAACAACAGGAAGAGGAGGCACCAAAGGCACCAGAAUCUGAUGCUGGCUCCCAGGCUCCACAAGUCAAUUUGGGUGAGGUCAUCAGGGAUCUCCAGAGCCAGUACGACCAGUUCAAGACUGAAGCUUUGGAAAACCACAAUACAUUGAAUGAGCAGGCUCGACGACUGGCCGCGGAGAAGGCGGAGCUUGGAAUGCAAUAUGCCAGAGCAAACUCACAACUAGAGUUGGCGACCGAACGAUAUGAGAUGCUUAACGGAAAUUUCCAUAUGCUGAAAGAAGAAAAUGACCAGCUUCGAUCACGCAUCAGCAGUAUGGGUGAGAACCAUGCCAAGCAAGAUCUCAAGACUCAACAGGUUGCCGAAGAACUCGUCGAUUGUAAAUCUCUCAUUGAGGGUAUGCGAACCGAGAAUGCCAAUCUUAAAGCCGAGAAGACGUUGUGGAAGAAUAUUGAGCAGCGCCUUGCUCAAGACAAUGAGGUUCUCACACAAGAGCGCGCUCGUCUGAAUGGCCUUAUUGCCAAUCUUCAGUCAAUCCAGAGUGAACGAGAACGUGCCGACUCAGAAACCCGUAGACGACUUAUGAGUCAGACCGAGAAAAUUGAGAACGAACUCCAGCAAACGAAACGCAGACUCAACGAGGAGGUCGAGGAGGCGAAGAAACUCGUUAUUAGAAAGGAGAUUGACGCAAGGGAGUCGCAGAAGAAGAUUGACGAACUCAAUGCCGCAAUGGCAACUACUAGAGAGAAUCUCGUCGCUGCAAAGACCAGCCAGGAUCAUCUGCAAACCAGAGUCAACGAGUUGACUGUUGAGCUGAAGACAGCGGAAGAGAAGCUGCAGGUUUACCAGCCCAAGCCAGAUGCACCUGUGCCAACUGAGGAGGAGGAUGAUGACAUGGAGAUCAGGGAACAAGAAUUACAAGUAGAGGUUGCGGAGCUGAAGAGGGCGCUUGAGUUUACCCGGGAAGAGUUGGAGAACGUUAAGACCCAGGUCGAGCAGUACAAAGAGAUUGCCCAGGGUGCCGAGGAAGAGUUGCAGAACAUGAAUGAUUCUCAUGAUGAAUACAAGGAGAGCAUGGAGCAACAACUUACCGAACACCAGACCAAGAUUAAAGAUCUGGAGCAGAGGCUCGCAGAUACCCUCUCUGAACUUUUGUCUGCCAAUCGGGAGCUCGCCCAAUUACAACAGAAAGAGGUUGAGCAAGGUCGGGAGUUUGAGAACGAGAAGAAGAUUCUUCAAGCCCAGAUCGAGGGUCUUAAGGAAGAUCUUGUGAAGAAGGACGCAGCGGCUGUGUUUUACCAGGAGGAUCUACGAAGUCAAGCCAAGAUUGCUCAGGACGCACAACAGAACUAUGAACAAGAGCUUGUCAAGCACGCCAAUGCUGCCAAGUCACUUCAACAAGUCCGCGAGGAAUACUCACAGCUGAGGACUGAGGUCCACCAGAUCAAGACUGAGGCCGAAUCUGCAAAGGCCAUGCUCUCCUCAUCUGAGACAAGCUGGGAGGCACAGAAGGACAAUUAUGAGAAAGAACUUGCUGAGGUGAAGAUACGUUGCGAUGACCUGGUCAAGCAGAAUAAGAUCUUGCUAGGCCAGCUUGACAACGUUACCGUACAGGUUUCAACUCUUCAGAAGAACCGUGCAACGGCUGAUGAGAUGGGCGAUUCAGCUGAACAUGAUGCGCUGGAUAAAAAGACUGAGGAUCUGAGAGAGGUCAUCAAGUAUCUUAGACGCGAGAAGGAAAUUGUAGAUGUACAGUACGAGUUGUGUCUACAGGAGAGUAAGCGGUUGAAGCAGCAACUUGAUUACUCUAAGGCUACUGUUGAUGAGACUAGGUUGCUGUUGGCACAGGAGAGGCAACGAGAGGCAGACCAACUUAGAGGAGUAACUCAACAUAAAGAGCUGAUGGAGAAGAUUUCAGAAUUGAAUCUGUUGAGAGAGAGCAACACUGCGCUGAGAAGCGAUGCAGAAAGAAAGGGAAGGAAGGUUGAAGAAUUGGAAAUGAAGAUUGGGGAACUCCGGGCGAAAAUUGAGCCUUUGGAAGAUCAAGUUAGAAAUCUAGAGGAGGAACGAGAACAGAAAGACAAGGAGAUUAAACUCUUGACCGAGCAUGGUGAACGCUGGCAGGCACGGGCUCAGCAGAUCCUUAAUAAAUACGACCGUAUUGAUCCCGCCGACCUCGAAACCCUCAAAGACCAGGCCAAGAGCCUACAGGAACAGGUCGAGGCCGUCACUGCUGAACGUGAUAAUCUCAAUACGACCCUGCAAGGUUUUGAGCUAGCAAAGCAAAGCGAGCUCAAGGAGGUAGCAGAAGUGUGGCGAAAGGUCGUUAUCGAUACUAAGCAGAAGUUCAAGGAAUCCAGGGAUGCCAGGGCACAACUCGAAACUGAGUUGGAAGGAAUGAGGGCACAGUUGACUCAGGCGGCUCAAACAAAUGGUAACUCGUCCAAAAAUAUCGACGAACUUCAGCAAAAGAUAGCGACCACGGAGAGACAAAUGGAGGCGCACAAGACCAAUGCCAAAAAACUAUACCUUGAAGUGCGCACAGUCAAGGAACAAUAUGACCAAGCACAACAGGAAAUCGCGGCUCUUAAAGCUGAGAAAGCGGCUACACCUGUCGCCCCUACCGCGCCGGUUGCUCCCAUUGCUAUUGCUGCACCCAUAAACAAUGAAGCGGCCAUCGAAGCCGAGGUGGCGAGAAGACUCGCGGCGAUUCCGCCUCCAGAUAUAUCUGCUGCUGUUGAGGCCGAGGUUAGAAACCGCAUGGCCCAAAUUGUACCUUCAGACAACACUGCAGCGAUUGAGGCCGCAGUUGCCCAGAGAAUUGCUCAAAUACCACCCCCUGAUAAUUCUGCCGCUAUCGAGGCUGAGGUUCAACGAAGGCUUUCUGCGGUUCCAGCUGGAGAUAACAUCGCUGCUACAAUCGAGGCCGAGGUUCAACGGAGAAUGGCUCUCAUCCCACCUCCAGAUAACACUGCCGCUAUCGAGGCAGAGGUCAACAGGAGAAUCGCGGAGAUCCAAGCCAGUCAACCCGUACAAACUGAAUCCGCCGUAGCGGCCCCUGCGGGCAAGACUGAUGAGGAAGUAGAGGCCAUAGUUCGGGAGAGACUUGCAGCUGAACAGAAGAAGGUAGAUGCACGACUCGCAAAGGCCCGUACCGACUUUGCUGCAUACAAGGCUACUGCAGUUAAAACAGCUCUCGAUGCCAAGAUAGCGGAGUUCAACGAACAGGUAGCGACAACAGAAGAAGAACACAAGAAGCAGAUUGCCCAGCUCCAGGCGACUAUCGAAGAGCUCAAGAAACAAAUUGCAACUUUGAAACAGCAAUAUGAACAAGUAAAAUCUGAGCUCGAGACUGCCAAGGCUACUGCUACAACCGUUUCCACUUCCUCUACUAACGAAGAAGAGCUAAGGAAGGCUCUGGAAGCAAAGGAAUUGGAACACCAACAAGCGAUUGAGAAGUUGAAGCAGGAAGAGCAGGCUAAAAUCGAAGAAGCCAAAACUGAAGUGACACACCAACUUCAGGCGGACUUCCUAGCCCGUAACACUGAGCCAGACGCGACAAGGAAACCGCCACCAACUAAGGAGGAGCUGACUGCAAUCAUCAAAAAGAAUGUUGAGCACCGUUUAGUCAAGGAGAGAGCAAAGUGGGAAGCACAAGUUGAGGCUGAAAGAGAGAAACUUGUUGAGGAGAGAGUCAGCAGUGUUGUAGAGGAGAGGGUUAAGAAUGCUGUUGAGGAGAGAGUUAAUAGCGCGAUUGAGGAGAAGAUGAAGGUGAAGGAAUCAGAACUUCAGGCGACUUUGGAAAAGUCGAAGGAUGCAUUGAGACAGGAAGGGCAGGCAAGGAUAAAGGUCCAACUCAACAUGCUUGAGAAGAAGAACAAAGUUCUGGAAGAGAAGCUUAAGGCCGCAACCGACGGCUCCGGCGCACCAGCCCCCAGUGGUAUUCCUACGCCUGGCCAACAAAUGCCGCUACCACAAAGCGGACUCAAGCCUCCUGGGAUGUCCGCCAUUCCUCAUCCCAAUCAGCAGCAGCUUCAACAACAGCAGCUCCAGCAGCAGCAACUUCAACAGCAGCAACACCAGCAACAUCAACAAGGUCAGCAAGGCCAGGAUAUGAGUCAGAUCCCCAUCCCACCUACGCAGCGCCGUGAUGCUGUUGGUACUGGACCCGCUGCACUUAGGAGUCUCCGUGGGGCGUUAUCAUCAAACAUCCCCCGUGGUGGUGCUGGUCGUGGGAUUGCACAGGGUGGCCGAGGAGGUUCUCAGGCUGGCUCACCAACCCAGACACACGCGAUCCCCCCUCAGCAGUUCCCGCAGAUGGGCCAGCCACAGAUGGGCCAGCAGCAGAUGGGCCAGCAGCAAAUGGGUCAGCAGCAAAUGGGGGUUCCCCCAGGGCAACAACCUCAGUUUGGCCAACGGAUGAGUCUUCCCACAGGACAGCCGCAAACUCAACUUCCUCGCGGAGGAGGAAUGAUGGGAAGAGGAGGAAUAUUCCGACCUCAGGGACGGGGUGCUGGUGGCCAAGGCCAGAACCAAGGUGCGGGGCUCCAGAUGCAGCAGCAGCAACAGGUACCGAAUAUUCAAACCGGAUUACCCAUGACUGGGCAGCAGGGCUCUCAGCAAAGCCCGGGUCGCAUCAUGAAUCCUGGGGCUAGACAGUUUGUACCAAUUAAGAGGUCAAGAGAUGAUGGGACAGAAGAGGACCCGGCUGCGGGGAAACGAGUCAGGGGCGGUCAUAAUGGUUAA